Messenger RNA from Brachypodium distachyon (stiff brome), 1236 nucleotides. Its product is annotated as expansin-B3. Bases 122 to 937 code for a protein of 271 amino acids. Gene Ontology annotation, biological process: sexual reproduction. The transcript has 4 exons. Gene Ontology annotation, cellular component: extracellular region. NCBI's taxonomy places the organism in Eukaryota, Viridiplantae, Streptophyta, Magnoliopsida, Poales, Poaceae. The record is from RefSeq and is a predicted model, not a curated record.
AUGUUAGUCCCAGAACAUCAAAACAGAGUUCAACCUUUGCAACCUGGUCUGGUCAGUGUGCCGGUGCACUGCUAGCUAGUACUCUCUCUGUCUCAAGCUUGAAGAAGCAGAGACUCUAAAGAUGGCAGCUCUUUCCUCCAAGGCCGUUGCACUCGUCGCACUCGUCGCACUCGCCUCCCUCCUUGUCACCUAUGUCGCCGCCGGCCCGCCUGUGAGUUACAAUGCUUCCGCCUUCACCGCCGAUCCCAACUGGGAGAACGCAAGGGCCACCUGGUAUGGCGCGCCCACCGGCGCCGGCCCUGACGACGACGGUGGUGCGUGUGGGUUCAAGAACGUGAACCAGUACCCGUUCUCGGCCAUGACCUCGUGCGGCAACGAGCCCCUGUUCAAAGACGGCAAGGGCUGCGGCUCCUGCUACCAGAUAAGAUGCAUCAACGACCAAUCCUGUUCCGGCAGCCCGGAGACUGUGGUCAUCACCGACAUGAACUACUACCCGGUGUCUAAGUACCACUUCGACCUCAGCGGCACGGCGUUCGGCGCCUUGGCCAAGCCCGGCCUCAACGACAAGCUCCGCCACUCCGGCAUCAUCGACAUCCAGUUCAAGAGGGUGCCCUGCAACUUCCCGGGGCUGAAGGUGACCUUCCACGUGGAGCAAGGGUCGAACCCGGUGUACUUCGCUGUGCUGGUGGAGUACGAGGACGGCGACGGGGACGUGGUCCAGGUGGACCUGAUGGAGGCCAACUCGGGCGGCGCGUGGACGCCGAUGCGCGAGUCGUGGGGCUCCAUCUGGCGCCUCGACUCCGGCCACCGCCUCCAGGCGCCCUUCUCCCUCCGCAUCACCAACGAGUCCGGCAAGACGCUCGUCGCCGACAAGGUCAUCCCGGCCAACUGGGCGCCCAGCGCCGUCUACCGCUCCUUCGUCCAGUACAGCGGCUGAGCUGAUACAUCGCCGGCUGCUGGCGUCAGGGUCUUACUGUAUGGUUUUGCAUGGUCUCUUUUAAUUAGGUGAGGCGUCCGGUGUCGGUUUUCAUGUGCUAGACGUCGUUGCAUGCGUGCGUGUGUGUGUGUCUUGUGUGUUCGUGAGAGCACGGGAGAGUGGGAGAUGGAGGAGAGGCGCACGUUAAUUUGCUUGUGCCCUCCCGCGCCUACUCUUUCACUGUACCAGUGUCGUUCAGUCGUCAGUGUGUAACCAGAGCAUAAGUUAUUAAUCACAGUUUCGGUUUGGCAUUACUACUA